AUGGCUGCACCAGUCCUAACCUCGGCGCGCCAAUUGGUCGGCAACACGCCGGUCAUCCAACUGCGCAACAUCGUCCCUGAAGGGUGCGCAGAUGUUUUCUUGAAACUAGAAUCCAUCAACCCCACCGGAUCGUACAAAGACCGUAUGGCCUUAUCCAUGAUUGAAGAGGCCGAGCGCCGCGGGGACCUCAGGCCCGGCAUGACCGUCAUCGAAGCCACCGGUGGAAGCACGGGGUCCUCCCUCGCUUUCGUGUGCGCCAUGAAGGGCUACAAAUUUCUGGUUAUCUCGUCCAAUGCGUUUGCUAUGGAGAAGCUGCGCACUAUGCAAGCCUUCGGAGCCACCCUCGACCUUGUACAUAGCCCGUCGGGGAAAAUCACGCCCGAUCUAAUCCCUUCGAUGGUUGAGCGGGCUAAAGAGACUGCCAAAGACCCUUCUUAUUAUUUUACAGCGCAGUUCGAUAACCGCGAUGCCCUUGUCGGGUACGAAGCUAUAGGCCGAGAGCUAUUAGAGCAGAUUCCCUCGGGGAUUGAUGCGUUCUGCGGUGCCGUUGGCGGUGCGGGCAUGGUAAUGGGUUCGUCGAAGGUCUUGAAGUCAAAAUGGCCUCAUGUUCAUAUUGUUGUUCUCGAACCGGCUUCGUCGCCGGUCAUCACAGAGGGUCGGACGGGGACUCAUGGCGUCGAGGGGAUUGGAAUUGGAUUCCGUCCUCCUCAUCUCGAUGAUACCCUGUACGAUGAAGCUCGCUCUGUUCCGGAGGCAGAUGCGCGCGCUAUGUGCCGUCGUCUCGCAAAGGAAGAAGGGCUUCUGGUGGGUACUUCCACCGGCAUGAACGUUGUCGCCGCAGUGGAUCUGGCAAAACGUUUAGGGCCGGGGAAGAAGGUGGUCACUGUCGCUUGUGAUACCGGGCUCAAGUAUAUGAAUGGCAACCUAUUGGCAGAUGACUGA
Messenger RNA from Aspergillus melleus, 942 nucleotides. RefSeq names its product PLP-dependent cysteine synthase family protein. Gene Ontology annotation, cellular component: cytoplasm. The record is from RefSeq and is a predicted model, not a curated record. Gene Ontology annotation, molecular function: cysteine synthase activity; L-cysteine desulfhydrase activity. The transcript has a single exon. The coding region runs from base 1 to 942 and encodes 313 amino acids. Lineage: Eukaryota; Fungi; Ascomycota; Eurotiomycetes; Eurotiales; Aspergillaceae.